Messenger RNA from Durotheca rogersii, 1327 nucleotides. Its product is annotated as TIM-barrel-protein domain-containing protein. The record is from RefSeq and is a predicted model, not a curated record. Lineage: Eukaryota; Fungi; Ascomycota; Sordariomycetes; Xylariales; Xylariaceae. The coding region runs from base 173 to 1006 and encodes 277 amino acids. Gene Ontology annotation, molecular function: catalytic activity. The transcript has a single exon.
ACUGCGUACACGUUACAACUAACAACACGGUGUCGAACACGUAGCAAAAUACGCAACCAGCCGGUCGCUGACAAGGGCGAGCUUCCUACUAGGUACUUAAGUAGGACGAGGUAGUACUUAUAGUGCUGUCGCACAUCGCACAUCGCACAACCCCAGGGCCUCGAGAUCCCCCAUGGCGCCAAUACCCCGUCAAGAAGUCCUCCAGCGACUUCGGCACGUCAUUUCCACCGGUCGCCCCGUAGUAGGCGCGGGCGCGGGCAUCGGGCUGUCGGCCAAGUUCGUCGAGGCGGGCGGGGCCGACCUCAUCAUCAUCUACAACUCGGGGCGCUUCCGGAUGGCGGGACGCGGGUCGCUGGCCGGGCUGAUGCCGUACGGCGACGCGAACGCGAUCGUGGUGGACAUGGCGCGGGAGGUGCUGCCGGUGGUGCGCGACACGCCGGUGUUGGCGGGCGUGUGCGGUACCGACCCGUUCCGCGACAUGCGGCAGUUCCUGGGCCAGCUGCGCGCGCUGGGCUUCAGCGGCGUCCAGAACUUCCCGACCGUCGGGCUCGUCGACGGCGUCUUCCGCGCGAACCUCGAGGAGACCGGCAUGGGCUACGGCCUCGAGGUCGACAUGAUCCGCCUCGCCUCCGAGAUGGGCCUCGUCACGUCGCCCUACGUCUUUGACGUCGACCAGGCCGUACGCAUGGCCGACGCCGGCGCUGACAUCGUCGUCGCUCACAUGGGUCUCACCGCGAGCCAGGGCAUCGGCGCGAAGACGGACAAGACCCUCGACGAGUGCGUGAGCCUGAUCCAGGACAUCCGAGACGCCGCCGUCAAGGCCCGGGGGGACGUGAUCGUCUUGUGCCACGGCGGGCCCAUCGCCGAGGUCGGCGACGCCGAGUACGUCCUCUCGCGAACGAAGGGCGUGCACGGGUUCUUCGGAGCGAGCAGCAUGGAGCGCAUCCCGGUCGAGACCGCCAUAGCGGAGAACAUGAAGAAGUUUAAGGAUAUUCGUAUCCCGUGAUAUACUGGGGUCAGACACACCGCGUUGUGGAGGAUAGGAAUGGGGAGUCGUUCUCGACGACUAGGGAGUCUUCUAGCAUCGCGCUUCUCCCGAGGAACUCGAUUACAUACAUAGGCCGAGGGCACAAUUCGAGACUUCGUCGGCUCCUUGAUCAAACUGCGCUAGGUUCAAGAAUAAUAUGCGACGCGCCCGUCGGAACUCAGCAGUACUGCAUCGUCAGCGAGUUCGUCAAAUAGACCAAGCGCAUAGACAAGCAAUCAGGACACAGCAAUUCCAAGGUAGACACGCAUUCCGUGCUUGAUCACACUUCGUAAUGUCGUA